AGGCCUUUGAUUUUCGCUUUAAUUAUUGGGAAUAUUGCCGUUCAUCUCGAGGCCCUAAAACUUAUUUAUUUCAUCUCAUCAAAGCCAAAAAAAAAAACAGCCCUUUCACUGUGUUAAUUUUUUAACUGAGCUGCGAAUGGACAAGUGUUUUAGAUCAGUUUGCAUCAGACAAGAUCGCAGCUUUUUUAAACAUCAAUAGAAAGUGGAUCUUCGUGCAAGAUUAGCCUCCCAUAGUUUCCCACAAGCACCUGUAGUUUGCCUACCUAUAUCUAACCGUUCACAAAACCAGCUAUGUCUGAAUCAGAUGAAGAUCCGGAUUUAGACGACGAUCUCGACACUGAGCUAGGCGAUGAAGAAGACAACGAAAACAAUGAAGAAGGCCCCGAAGAAGAGCCAGAUGCUGGAGAGAAGGGCAGCGAUGGCAGCGGCGGCUUCGAAGCCGGGGAUGGCGAGAAGAGACCAGAGCCGAAAGUGCUGCCUCAAGAAACCCCUCUGACUGCAGAAAUGAUCAAAGGUGGCAUAUCGAUGCUAUGUAAGACAGGCGAUGGACUGGAAGUGGCGUACGUCAAACUGGUCGUCCAGAACCGCGAGCUGACUAAUGUGUUUAUUUUGUCAACGUAUAUUCACCUGCGGUACGUCGACUUGUCGUUCAACAAGCUCACCUCGCUCUUCGCUCUUCAGAACAUGCGAUUCCUCGUGUCAUUGAAGGUGACGAACAAUAAGCUCACAUCACCCCAGAUGUCCAACUUCCCGUUUCUUCAGUUUCUCGACCUCACCGGUAACCCUCUAAAAAGCACGAAAGGCAUCAAGCAGCAUUCUCUCGAGAAGCUCAUUCUUUCCAAAACCCAGCUGGAGAAUCUUGAGGACAUGACUACAGAGAACCUUCCUAACCUCAUCCACUUAAACAUCACCAACAACGCGCUGAAGAAGCUGGACGGCCUGGAGCACCGCACCCUGAAAACACUGUACGCGGCGGGAAACAAGCUGCGUAACCUCUCCGGGGUGAGCCGGCUGACUUCUCUGAGUCGUCUGCACCUGAGAGACAACCGCAUCAGCUCGCUGAAGGGUCUGGAGGAGGACCACGAGACGCUCGAGUACCUUAACGUCCGCAGCAACAACCUGGAAGAGGUGGAGGAGGUGUACCACCUCAGUCGCAUGAAGAAGCUGACAACGCUGGUCAUCGCCGACAACGCUGUCUCCGACUCUGACUCGUACCGCGUGGACGCGCUGGUGUACGGCCGGCGGCUGCAGAGGAUUGACAAGGACCCCGUCGAGGAGGAGGAGCGCCAGGAGGCGGCAGAGCUGUACCCGCAGCGGGAGGAGGAGCGACUGCUGGCAGAGCGAGAGGCCAAGGAGCGACCCGCCGACGAGGAGCCCGAUCAGGACGAUCUGGAUAGUCAGAGGGAUGACGACGACGAAGAUCGUGAUGAAGAGGAUGACUGAGAUGGCUUGAUAGUGGAGCAAACUGGUGACAUUUUGGAGGUGUUCGUAAGCUACGUUUCGUGUCAGCCGCAGCAUGUCGGACCAUACAUGGCCUAAAAUAAGGAUAGAGAUGGGAAGGGUGUUGAGCGUUGACGCUAUUUUGCGAAAGGUGACAGAUACCCUCCGACAUAACAUCAAGUGAUAAUCAUAUUUAUGUGUUUGCAUCAAGUACCUUGUAAAUAUAGUUGUUUAUGCAAGUCACA
Amphibalanus amphitrite is the source of this 1685-nucleotide messenger RNA. Its product is annotated as leucine-rich repeat-containing protein 23-like. NCBI's taxonomy places the organism in Eukaryota, Metazoa, Arthropoda, Thecostraca, Balanomorpha, Balanidae. Bases 292 to 1443 code for a protein of 383 amino acids. Gene Ontology annotation, molecular function: protein binding. The record is from RefSeq and is a predicted model, not a curated record. The transcript has 2 exons.